AUGGCGUCUAUAUUUACCUUCGAUCCUGAUCCUCCGCGGGUGUCAUCCCCAUGGGCAACAACACCUAUCGGCGACGCCACCCAGCCGCCCGCUCCGAACCAAACGUCUAAGCUCCUUCCUUCGCAGGUCGGCAAGGGCGACUGCACAGUGUCCGACAAGGAGGUUCCGACAGGUGACGUCGAAUAUACGAGCAUCAAAAGGCUGGAGGCAGAGCCUCAGGAUGGUCCUACAGAAUACAAGCUACAUCUGCUUUUAAGGCGACGGCGGUCCUUCACACGGGCUAGCAAUGGACGUUACAUGUCAGGGUCUAUGCGACGGAAUGAAGCUUCCAUCCCAGUACCUGUGGGUCGUAGUGUAGCUGAAGCAGUUCCUCUAUCCAACACACCUCCGCCACUUGCCUCUACGCAGUCAAAGCAACAUCGUCUUGAGCAACUCACCACUCAACUGCUCUGGCGCCUACAGCAGUCAUGUCCCUAUCAUAUCUCUUCAUCAACAGCCCCUGUACUACCCCAUCUUCCCGAUGAUGCGCGUCUCUCUGCGCCUGAAAUGCCCCAGCGGCUUCUCCCUGGCUUGGAGGAGAGCAAAGGUGCACUGUACGAGAUCGGUGUCGCAGACGAUGGAACCAUCGUUGGCUUGGCAGAAGAUGAGAUGGAAGAGAGUCUGAACAAUUUGCGCGCUAUGGCUGCAAGUCUAGGCUGUGGCAUUGAAGUCUUGCGCAGAGUCCCCGUGGGUGAGUGCGAAUGGGUUGAAGAUGCCGGCACACCACAGCAAAGAGUUCUCAAGUCUCAGCUACUAGUCGCUGAAGCCUUGGUUCGUCCAGAGCAGCAUCUAAUUGAUCAUACAAGGAAGAUCCAGCAGGAUCUUGGCAACAUGUCACUGAAUGCUUCUGGCAGCAGCAUAGACCUACCGAGCACACCUCAAACCACCACUGAGCAGAUGCGAGUGUCAGUCACCGGAGCCACCAUGUCGGGCAAAUCUACUCUCCUCGGCACGCUUUCUACCGCCACGUUAGACAACGGUCGUGGAAAGAGUCGGCUGAGCUUGCUGAAGCACAGGCAUGAGAUUGCAUCAGGCAUGACCAGUUCAGUAACUCAGGAGCUUAUAGGGUAUCGCGACGACAAGGAACAUACGCAGGUGAUCAGCUAUGGCUCUGGGGAUGUUUCAUCCUGGAUUGACAUACACGCUGCAGUGGAGGCUGCUGGUAAUGGCAGGCUCGUGUUUCUUUCAGAUUCCGCAGGACAUCCUCGCUUCAGGCGCACCACUGUUCGUGAUUCUUCGGGCAAGCUGGGAGCGUCGCCUACGUCCGAGGAAUUACUAGGACCCGCUGCUGCAGGAUUUGAUCUCUCACACGCUCAUCUGCAGCUCUGUCUCGCCUUGGAACUACCACUUGUCAUCGCCAUCACCAAGUACGAUUUGGCUACCAAGAACGGCUUGAGAAGCACCAUAGUGAAGCUGUUCACGGCGCUAAGAGAGCACGGUCGUAAGCCUUUUCUCAUCACUGAUCCGUCCACAUCUGUUCUAGAAGCCGACCUACACACCGUCGAGGCAUCGGAUCUAAAUGAGACGGACAAGACCAUUGAACUUCUGAAAGAGUCACCACUCGCGGCAGUCCCUGUUGUACUCACUAGCGCGAUCAAAGGGAUCGGCAUUCAGAAACUGCAUGCUUUCCUGAGAAGACUUCCUAUGCCAACGGAGGAGACAAACCCACCAUCUGGAACGCCUUCAACUCUGUUCUAUAUCGAAGAUGUCUACAGCGUGCGUACUAGUACCUCUGCUAACAGCUCCACCAUCAUCGGAGGACACCUCCGCUACGGCUCCCUAACGAUCGGAGACGAGCUACUCCUUGGGCCAUACUCGGUCGACAUCAGCUCCGACGAUAGUGACAGCGGCAGCGGCACUCAACCAACCCGAAAACUUACAAUAUCACAAUCACGCUCUUUCCCCGGCGCACUCAACACAAAAUCCAAAAACACGCUCUUGCGUGACCGACACAGCGAGUGGCGACGCGUCCGCAUCACAUCACUCCGCAACCUACGACUCCCCGUCCGUACAUUACAUGUAGGCCAGGUGGGUACCAUGGGAAUCAUACCCGUCGACACACCACCCCUUUCCAGUCCCUCCAUCAACAGAAUACGCAAAGGCAUGGUACUGUGUGCAAGCGAAGCCAAAGCUCACAAAACCAUCACCGUUCGCUUCCAGGACAAACAAGCUCAAGGCAUCAAAGGUCUCAGCGUAGGCACCGCUGUCGUCGUCUACAUUGCCAGUGUACGCGCUUCUUCGAAAGUCGUUUCCGUGGCUCUUGAAACCGUAAACGCUCCCUUGCCUCCGCGGACAUCGCAAGAUGACGAUGAUGCGUUUGGUUUCGGCUUCGAGGAUGAGGCCGAUGAGAUGGAUAUGAGUGGUUCGAAUGCACCGCCUGCUGUUAUUGUGACGUUUCAGUUUAUUGCGUCGCGUGAGUUUGUUGAAGAGGGAGCUAGGGUGUUGAUUAUGCCUGGUGGUGGAGGGCCUGGAUUGUUUGGGAGUGGGGAGAGAGGGGCUAAGGGUAUGGCUGGGUUGGAAGGGUUUGUGGGAAGGUUGGUUGAGGAUGGUUUGUAA
Pyrenophora tritici-repentis Pt-1C-BFP is the source of this 2595-nucleotide messenger RNA. NCBI's taxonomy places the organism in Eukaryota, Fungi, Ascomycota, Dothideomycetes, Pleosporales, Pleosporaceae. The record is from RefSeq and is a predicted model, not a curated record.